AAAUUGCAAAUCGCAUCAAAAUUUCCAAAAUGAUGGGCAACAGUGAACAACAACAACAACGCCAGCUGCAACAGCAAUACACAUUAACCACUGGUCUGCCGCCACUGCCAAAAAGUCUGAGCGCCGCUGCCGCUGGCACUGCUAUGGGACCGGAGCUGGCGAGUGGCAGCGCGCUUGGUCAGGGCCAGGCGCAGGUGCGCUCUCACACAUCCUCACCGCAGCAACUGCAACCGAACACGUCCGUUGCCGCACUGACCGCUGCGACGGGCGAUCUGUACCUGGGGCCAUCGACUUCCUCGGCUGCAGCGGCAGCAACGCGCAAUCGCAACUACAAUGGUCAUGGACGACAUGGCAGCUUGUCAUCCACACAAGAGUCGCUAAGUGAUCGUGAGAGUGUGCAUAGUCGGGCCUCGUCUACGCACAGCGCGGGCGGCAGCGCAGCCCAGCACCAUCAGUCGGCCGCGAAUGGCAGCAAUAAUGCGUCGAGCACCAUCGACAACCAGCUGGCCAUACUGCGCCGUGAAAUGUACGGCUUGCGGCAGCUGGACUUGUCGCUGCUGUCCCAACUGUGGGCGCUGAAUGAGUCCAUUCAAGGCUUUCGGGUGUUUCUGCAGGAGCAGGAGGCCCUUUCGCCACCGUCUCGUUCGCGCACGCCAUCCGAUGCCAACUCACUGUCAUCCGAUGAGGAUGAUGGUUCCUAUGCACCAGUUGCAGCACCGAAGCGAAAUCCACAGCCGUCGGCAACCAUUGCCGCACUCUCUUCACCAGCAGCGACUAGUAAUUUGCCCACAAAGUUGGCCACAGGUUCAACCACAUCGCAUGCAUCGACCAGUUCGACAUCUGGAGCAUCUGGCUCGUCUUCGGCAGCUUCCUCCAUGGGCAAGCACCAUCAUCAGCAACAAAUUCCGCAUUAUCAUCGUUCAGCAGCUCCGCCAGCGCCACCGACCCAGCACAAGGCGCAUCCGCAGUUGCCGCGCAUACUGCAGCAACGCAUGCGGCACGCGCCGCCUCCGCCACCGCCUACGCGACCCAAGGGUGGCGGCGCGAGUAGUAGCAGCAGCAACCAUAGUAUUAGCAGUGUCACGCAGCAGCAGCAGCAGCAGCAACAGCAGCUGCUACAUCAAAACCUACAGCAUCAGAGGCCCCUAUGACAAAACCCAUUCUUGGACUAAGUAUGCUAAACGCGUAUUUGGUUCGAGAAGGCUCUAUCGAAAAUAGAUACUACCAUAACAUUUCUGAAAAGUCAAUUGCACAUUUAUCCAGGAGUCAAUUAGCAAGCAACACCUAAGGCCAGCUGAGGGCGACUUGUGAUCUUUACUUGGAUGGCUUGCUCGACACAAACAUUCAAGCUCCAUUUCGUUCUGGAUUUAUACAAAAUCGAUGUUGGGCCAACGUCAAGCAACUUUGAAUGGUUAAAAUUUUGAAUAGGAAAUUGUAUUCAAUAAUAAUCUUCAAAUAGUCUGGGAUAAAAUCCUUUGAUAAGAACUACGUAAAUUGCAUAUUUAUACAUAUUUAUAAUCUAUUUGUAUAUUACCCGUACACAUACAACUUAAUUGCUGCUUUGAAACAGAAACUGCAUCGAACAGAGGAUGCGAAAUCAUGCUUGUGGCAGAAGUCUUGGAUCUAAAAUAUCUACAUAACAUUUGCAAUGAUAGCGAACAUAACAAUUUAUUAAAUUAACUAUUGUGCUAAUUGGACCUAUUAUUAAAUGAAAAAAAAAAAUACUGUAUAACAAAGCAUACUCACUCAUUAGAAUUAACCAAAUCCGAACUCGCGGUCUAGAACAUUAAAUCUAUCCAAUUUAAUGUAUACUUUUUUUCUUUGUUAUUUUCCAGUGUUAAAUGCGAUGAUUCUUAAUUUGUUAUUGACAACAAUUGUGUCAAGCUUCGCAUAGAUACACUCGGACUCAGACUUGACAAAACACUCACCUUCAUCAAACCAAUUUGGUAAACACAUAAUCAUCCUCAAUUCUUACCGUUCGUCUGACUGUCCUACUUGUCAGCUUUAAAGUAUAGAUCAAACUAGAGCCAGCUGAUCUUAGUCCACACGCUUAUCACAUAGGUGCUUCUAAGAAUAAACAUUAAAUAUAAACUGUAUACCAUACUGGGAAAACGAUCGAUGUAAUCAAAGCUAUCAAAGCAAAUUGUUUGUAAACAGAAAAGGAAAAUUACAUUUCUCAUGAGACAAAACUUUUCCCAGCUAUAUAUUAGACGUUUCAUUAGCACUCAUUUUAAAGACUUUUGCGUUGUUUCAUGUAUGUAUAUAUUAUUAAAACCUUUAAACAGGCGAGAGUUCAACAAAAGAGAACGAUCAAAAUGUAUCAGAGAAAUGUCUGUAGAGCAGACAAUAUAUAGGAAUAUUUAAAAAGCCUAAGAUUGAUUUAUUAAUUUAUAGCGCUUAUAUUUGGAUUAUACUUCCUGUUCACACGUUUCAUAACUUGCACUUUAAUUAAUAAUUAUAAAAAAGCAUUUAAACAGUUUUUGGAGACCAACUGAGUUCGAAGAUUUAUAAAAUUCAAAUACCCGUACUUGUCGAAACUUUAUUAUGUUGCAUUCAAGGAAUUCAAUCAAAAUAUCAAAUAUUGAAAACUGCGCCAAUGCAUCAGCCUAAUAAUAUCAUUACCUAACGGGUUUUCAAAUUCAUUAGCAACUAUCAACUAUUUAAUGCUCUAAUAUGUACACCAAGCAUUUUUUUUUUAAAUCUUAUAACAAUGUUCGAGUAAACAGACUCCAGAAAAUCGACGACGAGUGAACGAAAUUUUAGCAUGUAAUUUAUUGCUAAUAAAUUGAAGAUUUUGUACAAACCCUGGGACAGAUAAAUAUCGUUAAAAUGUAAUAUGUAAUGGAAAUAAUUAAAGAACAAACGAAUUAAAAAUCAUAACAAUAAA
Drosophila virilis is the source of this 2887-nucleotide messenger RNA. RefSeq names its product lemming B (gene lmgB). The record is from RefSeq and is a predicted model, not a curated record. NCBI's taxonomy places the organism in Eukaryota, Metazoa, Arthropoda, Insecta, Diptera, Drosophilidae.